Molecule: messenger RNA, 6344 nt
Organism: Aethina tumida (small hive beetle)
Lineage: Eukaryota; Metazoa; Arthropoda; Insecta; Coleoptera; Nitidulidae
Product: C2 domain-containing protein 5
Exons: 17
Coding region: 263-5389 (1708 amino acids)
Biological process (GO): intracellular protein transmembrane transport; protein localization to plasma membrane; positive regulation of D-glucose transmembrane transport
Cellular component (GO): plasma membrane
Molecular function (GO): calcium ion binding; calcium-dependent phospholipid binding
Source: RefSeq, a predicted model, not a curated record
UUAGUUUUUCAGAACACGAAGUUAUAAUAAAAACAAACUUUUGCUAAUUUACUUAUGUUGUAGUCUUUGAAAUAGAUCGUAAAAUAGAAAGAUAACACCAUAUUCUGAUUAACGUUUGUUGUUGGCAGUAGGUUUUUCUGUGGUUGGUACGCCUGUGCGCUACCCUCUCGAUGUGGAUUAGUUUAAGGGUGACGCAAAGAUGUGAAACCGUAAUUCGGUAGUGGGUGUAACUCACUUCAAAUAACGAAAUAAGCAAUAAAACAUGCCUGGAAAAGUGAAGGUGAAAAUAAUAUCAGGCAAAAAUUUGCCUGUGAUGGACAGAUCGAGUGACACAACAGAUGCCUAUGUCGAAAUCAAAUUGGGCAGCACCACAUACAAAACUGAUGUGUGCAGAAAGUCCUUACAUCCUCAAUGGAAUUCUGAAUGGUACAGAUUUGAGGUGGAUGAUUCGGAGCUUCAGGAUGAGCCUUUACAAAUCCGUCUGAUGGACCAUGAUACUUACUCAGCAAACGAUGCAAUUGGCAAAGUGUACCUUAAUUUAAACCCUCUACUACUGCCAGCAGCAAGCCAGCUAAACAAGCAUGGAUUUAAUGGUGACACCAACAGCAAUCACGACAAUGUGGGCAGUUCUGUUAUGUCCGGGUGGAUUCCAGUGUAUGACACAAUGCAUGGGAUUAGAGGAGAGGUGAACAUUACCGUCAAAGUGGAUCUCUUCUCAGAUUUUAACAGAUAUCGGCAAUCCUCGUGUGGAGUUCAGUUUUAUUGCUCUCCAACUGUGCCCCAAGGAUACUAUGCUCAAGUCAUCCACGGUUUCGUGGAGGAGUUAAUAGUUGACGACGAUCCAGAAUACCAGUGGAUCGACAAAAUUCGAACGCCGAGAGCCUCGAACGAAGCGAGACAAACGUUAUUUUUCAAGUUGUCCGGGGAGUUGCAACGAAAGAUAGGUGUUAAAGCGAUUAAUUUGGGGGGUAACGCGGUCAUUGGAUACAAUCAGCAGUUCGAUUUGGAGGGAGAGUGUGGGGUUGUGGCCAGAGGAAUCGGUACUGCUGUUACCUUAGUCAAAACUGUGGAUAUGCCGUGUGGAAGUGCCGUCUCAACGGUCGUUAAUGAUGAGAAAAAUGAUGAUCGUGCACUUAACUAUCUAAAAUUCGUUGGCUGCGAUAAAAGCUUUCGCUUAAAUUCAGCGCCCGCUCACUCCAGUUUGUUGAUACCUUUUCCCGCACCCGCCAAACCAUUCCAUCCAAAGAUUUAUGAAAGGAGCCUCGUGAAACCUAAUUACAAUUUCACCAGACAUUUGUCGUACAACGAACACUUACGUUCCACUCAAUCGAAUCCGUCACUGAACGAACACACGCCGCUGAAAACUUUACUGAAACAAGAAGACAAACGUGGAACUCCGGGCCACGGAAUCUCGCAGCGGUUCAAGAACUUGAAAUACUCGUCGCAGAGUUCACUGUCGAAAAAAAUGACCGCUCUUAAAGCGAAGCUGGGGGACACCGGCAUCGGCGAAGAGACUGAGGAGUACUUGCCGAUAGACGCGACGAAGAAGAGGAGCAUGUUUAAGAAAACGCACAACGCUAACAACAGUGCGAUGGCGGAACUGCUGGCCAGGUCCGUAAUCCAUGCUCACAAUAGUCUGAGUUGCAUUUUGGAGGUGCAAAACUCCCCACAACACACCGACUCCGAGUCGGAAACUCUUGACAAGUUGGAGCCUUUGGCGAACCUUCUCAGCAAAUCCGAACCCGACAUUAUAAGUGAUGACAACAUCAGCGAACAACGGUCUUAUUCUAGUUCAGAUUCGACCAGUUCUGACUACGAUUGCGAGUCCAACGAUUUGAAUCAGGAUAUUAAUUAUGACGAAUUGGAUACCAUCAGCAAUAUUUUAAGUAACGUCGAACUGCUGGAAAGGGAUAACCCAAAGGAGAAACUGAAGAAACAAUAUUCUAUGCCCGCUUUGAUGUCAAGAAGCGCCUCCGUAGACCAGGCUUAUUCCAGACGAAACGUGUUUGCCUUCCCGGCUGACAGUGAAGACGAUUUAAGUUUGAAUUACGACGCAGAGUCUGAGUACUCGGAAAUUAUCCCUUGCGAAGCAGACAUUAUUGAGGACGUUAACCUAGAUACAGCCGUGGAUGCUGAUCCAGAAGUAGCUGAUGCGGAAACAGAUGAGCCAAAAUCUGUAUUUGUUUUGGAGGAACAAGACGAUCUAGAUGACGAGGAGCCUGAGGCUGAAGUUAAAGAGCAGGUUGUCAUGCCGUCUACUUCUAAAAAGGUUACUGCCAUUAUCCCCCCUGUGAAUUUAGGCUCAACCAUCAAACCCAAGGGGUUGGUUAAGACUGCAAUGCAGACCAUUCUGUUGGAAAAAGUAAAUAUUAUUGGAACGUACACACCACCAACUUCACCAACCAGUCGGGUUCCACCAGAAAGCGUCAAACCACGCAUGGUAUACUCCCCUUUUACUAACAAUACGAACAAUGGACACAUUAAGAUGAAAAAGUCUUCAACAGCAGCAUCAUUUUCUAAUUAUUCAAGAAAGAAUGAGACGGUUCUGGGGGUUCCCUUUACACACAUUGUCAAUUUAAAAACUGAACUAAAACGUCAACAGUCCCAACCGUGCCUUUCUGGCUCCCUUAAGUCAUCUCGAAAGCCACCCCAACCCGAAGACGUAAUUGUGAAGGCUCGACACAAUUGUUUUUCGGACAGUGAACUGCACAAACACAUUGUAGAUGCGUUUAUCAGCCAAAGCGACAAAAAAAGGAAAAAGUUCUUCAGCCUACUAUUGAAAACUAGGAGUUACGAAUCGUCUCUGGAUAAACCUGAUGAGCCCAAACACAAAAGGAAGUUUAGUUUGUUCCACCACAAAAGAAAGGGGAAGAGCACCGACGAAAUAAACAACAAAAAACGGUUUAAUUUCAUAAAAAGAAACCGAAAGACAUCCGAAAACGAAAACGAAACCAAAGAACAUAAGAACAUACUGUCGAAAAUAUUCAGCAAAUCGGAAAAGAACGUGUCCAAGGCGGAUUCGUUGAAACCAUUACCGGAGGCUCCCCAAUUGUCCACCCCCAAUUUAACAAUUACUAAUCCCAACCUCCCCAAAUCCGAGCUUGACAAUACAAAAAUUGAACCAAGCAAUAAUAACAGUAAUGUGCAAGCGUGCUUAACCCUGAAUAGGAAUUCGUCGCCACUACCGGAACAACCGCAACAACAGUCGGGCAAUGGUUACGCCACCCCCGAACAAUCGGCUAAACCGGGACAAUCUCCAGCCAAGCUAAAUAAUAUGGCCAUCAUUCACCGGAGGUCAUCUGAUUCUGACCUGAGCAUCACCCCAAAGGGAAACAGUUUAACAGGAAGCGACAGGUCAGGUGGUGGAGCAGGAUGUUUUAUGAGAAACAAUGUCAUUUUACGGUCGCAAAUCCACCAGGAAAAUUUUGACAUGUUGGAAUAUCCCUUUCUUACCAUGUCGAAGUUUCCUCCGGGAUUUAUUGUGCACAUUGGCGGUGCAGUAAGUGCGAGGUCAGUAAAACUUCUCGAACGGAUUACAAACGUAGAAGAGCCCGAGUCACGUGACACCUGGUGGUCGGAACUUAGAAUGGAGAUAAGGUCACACGCAAGGAGUUUGAAUUGUAACGCUGUUCUAGGAUAUUCUGAAACGACCAGCAUUUGCGAUGAUGUUUGUGUAUUAAGUGCAACGGGCACAGCUGCAAUAAUAGGUUUCGUCUACGUUGAUGAAGUUGAGGACUCAAUUGGCAAUUUACCUGUGAUACCAAAGCCCCAUGUUUUACCAAAAAAUAUCAUGACAACUUCACUAGAUAGGAAUAUUGAGAAAGAUAAACCCACUACUAAAGAAGAAAAGGUAGAUAAAUACAGUGCGAACAAAACUUUGUUUGAGAGCCCAGAACACAUUCUCCAUCAGAUCAACACUCCCCCAUGUUCAAUUACUCAUCUUCCCUACGAAUCCAAUAACGUGUCAGUCAGGUCCAGCGGAUUUAAAUGCGGCUCCUGCUUGAAAGCUAAAGUUCCCGACAUUUUACUAUCGACCAUUGAGCCUCCGGACAACUUACCGAUAAUAGGGCGGGGCUGUUUUGUUGAGUCCACCCUGUGCAGACAAUUAAAGGAUGUACGAGGAGAGUCUAUUGCAAAGGACAUAUCAGAUGGUUUGCCGUUUCUCGAGUAUGAACUUCACAGAUUACUUAUAAACAAACUAAAAAUCAAGGGCAUGAAUUCGAUAUUUGGGUUGAAGAUUAAAAUAUCGGUAGGGGAAAGAAUGUUGACAGGUAUUGCCACGGGCACUGCGUUGUUCUUGGCCCCCCUGCCCACGCCCAACAUACCAAAAAUCGUGUCGGACCGUGACGACAAGAAAAUUAGUGAUCUCCAAAAAGAACUGCACGAAACGGUUCGGAAGAACAGAGACAUAUAUCAGUUAAAAGGAGUGGAUGAGAUUUCCAACGGUCGGACCUCAGACAAUGAAGACUCAGAAGAUGAGCCGUCUUCUUUGGAUUUGUCCUUGGGCAACAAAGAUUGUUGUGUGCUGGAGGUGGACGAUCCCCAGGACGAAGAAAUCAUAAACUUAUUGGUGGAAAGACCCCCACCGGAAGGGUUUCACGUGGUGAACACGGAAACUGUUCCGGGAUUGGAGGACCUGGAAAUCGUUAAGAACUUACAAAUGUUCACACAAAUCUAUAGAGUUAAGAUACAGCCGCAGUUCAAUUUAAACCAACAUUUCAGGCGACUGUUGGAGUCGGUUUAUUUUAAACUUAGAAGGAUGGUUCCUUGUGCCUUAUGUGAUUUAGAAUUUAGGAUAGAUCUACCGGAACCAGAUGAAAUACAACUAUGUGUGAUUGGUAUGGCUUUAGGAUUAGGGAAGACUUGUAGGAAAAUAAAACCUGUAACGAGGCGUGUGGAAGAUGAUCUAAUAUUUAAAUUGGACGAAGAUCAAAUAAGUGAAAUCAACAAUAGUGUUCAAACAAAUCAAACCUUUUUAAGUACCCAAUCAUUAAAGAACAAACAGAGAUCACCAUCAAAAAGUAGAACACAGUCGGUCAAACAAAGACAUAUACCAUACAAAGAACGACAUGGCGUAGACAUCACUCCUCUGUCGUACGUUCCUGGGGGAAAGAUCGAACGUUAUUUAGGCAAUCUAAACUUUUUCUUUAUCAGAGAAACCACAUCUAUAAGAGAAGAAGGAGGUUUAAGUGGAUUCAUACAUAGUUUUAUGACGGAGGUGCUAGCAAUCGUGAGGGCACAUGUAACAGCCCUGGGAGGUAACGCCCUUGUUGCCUAUUUCAUGACUGAAUGUGUCCUCAAUUAUAGUCUCUACAAGAACCAGGGACAAUGCCUCAUCAAUGUGGGUGGAGAUGUAGUUUUUGUUUCUUACUUUAAAGAAGACACAUAAUUGUUUCUGUUACUUUUUAUUUAAUUUUGUUACGACGGACCUUUUUAUAUUAAACAUUUCCUUUUAAAUAAUUGGAUGAUGUACUUAAAAUGUGCCAUUGUACUUUGUUUAUUUGGACCAAGGAUUGACUUUUGCUCAAUUUAUCUUGCCAAACUUUUAGAUUUUAAAUAUAAAAAGGCCGACACCUUAUUUUGUAUUGUUUAUAUAGUAUUUUUUAUGUUUUGUUUAAACCAAGUACUUAUUGUUUUUAGUGAGUUUUAUAUCAGGGUUUUUGUGUUCUAAUUGUUACUGUGCAUUUCUUUUUCAUUUUUUUAUUUAAGGCUAGAAACGUUUAUGUGGUGCAAUAAAUAAAUUAAUAAACAACCAGACAAUCUGAAUGUAAUUAGUGUAAACGAAAUGCACAGUUAUACAAUUGUUGCUCAAUUUUAUUCGUUUAUAUACAUACAUAUAUUUAUCUUGGUUUGUUGUUAAAUUAACUAUUGUUUAUAUUUAUUAUGAAUUAUUCAUGAAAUACCUCACAAAAUUCACUACCCUUUAAAUAUUUAUAUAUAAUCAAUCAGUUGCAAUAAUUAAUAAAUAAAUAAAGCAUUGUUAAAGAAAUGAACAUCACUAUUAUGCUACAUCAACGAAAUCGAUCAGUUCUUAAAAAAUAUAAUUUUAAAGUAAUUUCAGUGCUAGGGACAAUGAGAAUUGAAUCAGUCUAUUUUUAUAUAAUAGUAAAUUUUAAGGAACAAACUUAAAAUAAAUAGAUUAAGUGCAAUAUUGAGUGAGAUUUGAUAAAUAAAUUAAGACGUGUAUUUCAUGAAUGGAAACUCAAAAUAUCGAGUUCAUUUCUAUAUUAAUGAAAGUUCAUAUUAUCGUUAACUAGUUGUAUGGAGGAAUUUAAAGUUCACACAAUAAAUCUUGCUAUUAAAAUGUUUCAAAUAAAUUCCUCAAAUAAAAAUUUCGGAUUGAA